This is a messenger RNA of Sipha flava (yellow sugarcane aphid), 2154 nucleotides long. RefSeq lists its product as uncharacterized. Gene Ontology annotation, biological process: intracellular signal transduction. The transcript is spliced from 8 exons. The record is from RefSeq and is a predicted model, not a curated record. Bases 235 to 1512 code for a protein of 425 amino acids. NCBI's taxonomy places the organism in Eukaryota, Metazoa, Arthropoda, Insecta, Hemiptera, Aphididae.
CGCGCGCGCGAACUGAACUGAUCGCAGUGCAUUGCAGCCCGUCGUCCGACCGUGUUGUCCCGUAUGUGUUCUAUAUUUAAUUAAUUGCAUAUCUUUAUAUUUAGUAUUUCGAUUUUAAUUUUUAUAGUUUUUUUAUUUUUAUUAUACGCCAAAUUUCCCCGAAAGUAUUUUGAUUUUGGGGAAAUUUUAAAUAAGAACUAACGUGCAUGCAAAUGGUAUCACAUCUUUGUCGUUAUGAAGGAACACCGAACCAAAGGACUUAGAGUCACAACUACUGAAAGCAUAAUUAGCAACAAAAAUGACACUAUGACCGAGGGUGCAGAAGGUUGCAGCGACGACCCUCUGGCUUCAUUGCAGUUAGACGUUGCAUCGGGUGGUCCGUCGUCGCAGAACCAACAGCCAGAAAGUCAAGCGGAAGUGUCCACAUUAUGCAUAUCACCGACGGAUGACGAUAUCGACAAAAUAAUUGCUGGUGAAUGGCACGGAGGAGAAUGCAAAACAGGCUGCUAUAGCAGGUGUGCAUUUAGAGAAUGGAGACUAGUCGGUGACAAACUUCAGUUAUUCUGUUUUAAAGACUAUGAUGCGCUGUUAGCUACUCGACCAGCAAUAAUCAAUAUACAAUUUUGUUUUCGAUUCAAAUCAAGCCCAAAAUGUUUGAAGCAUCCGAACGUACCAAAUGCUAAUUGUUUUAUAUUCUUCGAUAUAGUUUCAGGUGACAUCCAUAAAAAUUGGAUGCAAGUGGUGCGCCGGUUGAAAGAAACGUCAGCUAACGCUACACCUGCUCAGCUGCGACGCUGGUCGCGAGCUGUGGACGAAAAUGGCAACACAGCACUCAUAUUGGGCGCCAAACGGCUAAUGAAUUGCGGUUUGUUUAAACGUGCGUACCAAUUUGCAGUUAUGAUGUUAAAGUUCGGUAGCGAUGUGAACUGGUUGAACAACGGUGGUAGAUCAUUGAUCACGUACGCUGUUAACUACAUGGAUCAAGCGAUCGACAUCACUAGACUUUUAUUGAACAGUGGAGCGACAGUCUGGCUCGAAGACUGCAACUCAGAUGCAAGACUUAACUAUGUAAAAAUAGUGAAAGAAUAUCGUUCGAGAACGGAAACCGAUCUGAGAUGUUUAACCGACGAUCCGGUAGAAAGUCCUCUUGACAGUAUAUUCACUUGGUUCCUACGUUCUGUAAUGAUCAGAAGGCGUUUAGAUGACAGUUGUUUAGGCACACUGGAUUUACUCUCGCAGUCAAUGGGUGAGGAUCCGACUAGGAUGCACUCGCACGUCAUGCGCACCAUGUUCAGCCACGCCCAGUGCUACAACAUAUUCGGACCGGUGUUCUUCCAGAUCAAAAAAGUCUUGGCACCCCAGUGGGUGCAACCACAUUCGUUGCAGCAGUUGUGCCGCAAGUCCAUACGGCGGUCACUGUUCAGCGGUUGUCAAAGUAACGCGCAUCCGGAAACGGUAGCCGAGCUGAACCUACCCAAGCCCUUAGAGUCUUAUGUUUCGUACCACAAUUGAUGAGCUUCCUCCGUCGUACUUCCACAUGCCCUUGUUCGGCGCGUUUGAACAAUAUCAAACGACUAUUUUCGAGCGCGCUAAUGCCAGAAUUUCCGAUCCAAGCAUAAUAAUAUACGAAUUACUCACGCGUGUUUUUCGUCCAUUCUGUUAUUGAACAUUUCAUACAGACGUCGCUUACCGUCAUCACGCGCCAGACAUUCACGUUCGCGUCGUUUUCAAUAACUACCUACAUUCUACUAAUAUUACAUUUGAGAACUGACGCUUCCGUGCCUACAGGCAAACCUACGUAUAUAUUAUGUGUAUACUUAUUAUAAUGCUGUAAUUGAAUGUAUAACAAUCAAUUCACCUUACCCGUACCUACACAAAUAUUAACUAUAGUAUUAUGUAAUAUGGAAUCGAUACGCAGCAUUUUGUUUUAUUCCUCGAUAAAGUAAUAGUUAGCACUGCCCGUCAAAUGCCUUGAUUGAUUGAGUGAAUUUUAAUAAAAUAAUUUCCCCACCUAAAAUGUAAUGGAAUGAUAAUCAGUAUGAUUUUUUGAGUCCUCAGAGUAAGCUCGAAAUUUGAUUUAUUUUGAUCACAAAAUAUUCUUGCCACGCAAUGUUAUAUAAUUGUAUAUUAACGUCACAAAAACGUUCAUUAUAG